This is a messenger RNA of Haliotis rubra (blacklip abalone), 1719 nucleotides long. Its product is annotated as probable tubulin polyglutamylase TTLL9. The transcript is spliced from 14 exons. Gene Ontology annotation, cellular component: cilium. Gene Ontology annotation, biological process: protein polyglutamylation; microtubule cytoskeleton organization. NCBI's taxonomy places the organism in Eukaryota, Metazoa, Mollusca, Gastropoda, Lepetellida, Haliotidae. The record is from RefSeq and is a predicted model, not a curated record. Gene Ontology annotation, molecular function: tubulin-glutamic acid ligase activity; tubulin binding. Bases 142 to 1425 code for a protein of 427 amino acids.
CUCCAGAAUGGCGUUGUUGACAACGAAAUGUUGAACUGUCGGUGCCCGUUGUGUACCCACAUGUUUAGACAUAUGACUGUCAAUCCACUUUGUAUUACCUAAUCAACAGACUGUUUUGGAAAAUGUGAUAUAUCAAUAGAAAUGCCCCGUCCAAAUGUGAAAGGUCGCAGCACAGGUGACCGUGUGAUUCGGUUCAAGUGUUCCCUGCAGAACACGAUACUGGAUGUACUGCGUGCGAGACCGGGAUGGCAGGAGGUUACAGGUGAUGCGGAGUGGGACAUCUACUGGUGUGACGUGUGGUGGAUGAGGGAGACGUUUGACCACGCCUACCUUGACGAACAUAUGAGAAUUAACCACUUUCGAAACCACUACGAGCUGACAAGGAAGAACCUGAUGGUGAAGAACCUGAAGAGACUGCGGAGGCAGAUCGAGAGAGAAUCAGGAAAACUGGAGGCACAGAAAUGUGAUUUCUUCCCUACUACAUAUGAGCUACCGUCCGAGUACCACAUCUUUGUGGAUGAGUUCCGACGUAACCCCGGAUCCAUCUGGAUCAUGAAGCCCAUUGCCAAGUCACAGGGGAAAGGAAUCUUCCUCUUCAAGAGACUCAAAGACAUCACUGACUGGAAAAAGGGUACAGAAUAUCAGCCCAUAUCGGAUGCCAGCAAAGAUGGUCCGGAGACAUAUGUUGUGCAGCGCUACAUCGAGAACCCAUACCUGAUAGGGGGCCGCAAGUUUGACAUCCGUGUCUACGUACUGGUCACCUCGUACAACCCACUCCGUGUGUGGCUGUACAGGGAUGGAUUUGCUCGCUUCUCCAACACAAGGUUUUCUCUGGAGUCUAUAGAGAACAAUUAUGUUCACCUGACAAAUGUGGCCAUCCAGAAGACAGCCCCGGAUUAUGAUCCAGAGAAGGGAUGCAAGUGGUCGACACAACAACUCCGACAGUACCUGACAGCGAGACACAAGCGAGAAGAUGUGGAGAAGAUGCUGAACCAGAUGCAAGAGGUGUUUAUUCUGAGCCUGCAGAGCACACAGAAGAUCAUGAUCAAUGACAAGCACUGCUUCGAGCUGUAUGGUUAUGACAUCCUACUGGAUGCCAAACUCAAACCCUGGCUGCUGGAGAUCAAUGCAUCGCCGUCUCUCACAGCCAGCAGUAAAGAAGACUAUGACCUCAAGUUCGGAAUGCUUAAUGAUGUCAUCAAUGUCCUUGACAUGGAAAAUAGACUGACAGGGAAGGAGAAGCGUAUCGGCGGGUUUGACUUCAUCUGGGACGAUGGCCCUGUCUACACCGAUGAGUCCAUCAACUCUGACAGCAUGAUCAACAGCAUGGGCACCACCAUCAACUCCUUCUUAGGUUGUCAUAAUGAACGUCGUCAAAACCUGAAGCAGAUCUACCAGACAGCCAGUGUAACCAAGAAGCCAUGAACAUGAUGUGAACACUGAGGUCAGACAAACCGAACUUACUAGCUUCUCUAAACCUGUCACCAGUAGGUUUGUUCUGCUAGAAGUCGAUUUUGGUUUUUAGUGUGAGAGACGCAUGUGUAAUUAGUGGGGUUUUAUGUUUUACACAUGAAAUUGGUCUGUAUGUUAACAUUCUGAUGUAAAAUCUAGUUGAACAUGGAACAACUUUAUCAUUGUUAAGUCAGUUUGGGUUUUUUUACCCGUGAAGGUCCAGGUUAGAACUGACCUUCAGUAACCCAUGCUUGUCGUAAGAGGCGA